Messenger RNA from Macaca mulatta (Rhesus monkey), 19739 nucleotides. Lineage: Eukaryota; Metazoa; Chordata; Mammalia; Primates; Cercopithecidae. The record is from RefSeq and is a predicted model, not a curated record.
CGGGCCCAGCGCGAGCUCCUCUCCACGGUGCACCAUGCUCCGGCCGUGGCUGCUGCUGUCCUGCUGCGGAGCCCUGCUCAGCACUGGUCUGGCCGACACUUCCUACACCAGCCCAGGCCUCUGGAGGCUGAAGGACUCUCCACAGACAGCCCCGGACAAAGGCCAGUGCUCCACGUGGGGGGCUGGUCACUUCUCCACCUUCGACCACCAUGUGUACGACUUCUCGGGGACGUGCAACUACAUCUUCGCGGCCACGUGCAAGGACGCCUUCCCCACCUUCAGUGUCCAGCUGCGGCGAGGUCCAGACGGGAACAUCUCGCGGAUCAUCGUGGAGCUGGGGGCCUCCAUCGUCACCGUGAGCGAAGCCACCAUCUCAGUCAAGGACAUCGGGGUCAUCAGCCUGCCCUACACCAGCAAUGGGCUCCAGAUCACACCCUUUGGCCAGAGUGUGCGGCUGGUGGCCAAGCAGCUGGAGCUAGAGCUGGAGGCCGUGUGGGGCCCUGACAGCCACCUCAUGGUUCUGGUGGAGCGGAAGUACAUGGGCCAGAUGUGUGGGCUCUGCGGGAACUUUGACGGGAAGGUGACCAAUGAGUUUGUCAGUGAGGAGGGCAAGUUCCUGGAACUCCACAAGUUCGCUGCGCUCCAGAAGCUGGACGACCCCGGUGAGAUCUGCACCUCUGAGGACAUCCCCAACACCCAUGUCCGGCAGGUCCAGCAUGCCCAGAUCUGCACACAGCUGCUGACCCUGGUGGCCCCCGAGUGCAGCGUGUCCAAGGAGCCCUUCGUGCUAAGCUGCCAGGCAGACGUGGCCGCAGCCACCCAGCCAGGCCCACAGAACAGCAGCUGUGCCACCCUGUCCGAGUACUCCCGCCGGUGCAGCAUGGUGGGCCAGCCCGUCCGCCGCUGGCGGGGCCCCGGCCUGUGCUCCGUGGGUCAGUGCCCAGCCAACCAGGUGUACCAGGAGUGCGGCUCGGCCUGCGUGAAGACCUGCUCCAACCCGCAGCACAGCUGCUCCAGCUCCUGCACCUUCGGGUGCUUCUGCCCGGAAGGUACGGUCCUGAAUGACCUCUCCAGUAACCACACCUGCGUGCCCGUCACCCAGUGCCCCUGUCUGCUCAACGGCGCCAUGUAUGCCCCCGGGGAGGUCACAAUAGCCCCCUGCCAAACCUGCCAGUGCACCCAGGGCCGCUGGGCGUGCAGGGAGCGGCCAUGCCCCGGCCACUGCUCCCUGGAAGGUGGCUCCUUCGUCACCACGUUCGACGCCAGGCCCUACCGCUUCCACGGCGCCUGCACCUACAUCCUCCUCCAGAGCCCCCAGCUUCCCGAGGACGGUGCCCUCAUGGCUGUGUACGACAAGUCCGGCUUCUCACAGUCCGAGACCUCCCUGGUGGCCGUGGUCUAUCUCUCCAGGCAGGACAAAAUUGUGAUCUCUCAGGACGAGGUGGUCACCAACAACGGAGAAGCCAAGUGGCUGCCAUACAAGACUCGCAACAUCACGGUCUUCAGGCAGACGUCCACCCACCUCCAGAUGGCCACCAGCUUCGGGUUGGAACUCGUGGUCCAGCUGCGCCCCGUCUUCCAGGCCUACAUCACUGUUGGGCCCCAGUUCAGAGGUCAGACCAGAGGGCUCUGCGGCAACUUCAACGGGGACACUACGGACGACUUCACCACCAGCGUGGGUAUCGCCGAGGGCACCGCCUCGCUGUUUGUGGACUCCUGGCGGGCGGGGAACUGUCCGGCCGCUCUGGAGCGUGAGACUGACCCCUGCUCCAUGAGCCAGCUCAACAAGGUGUGUGCGGAGACCCACUGUUCCAUGCUGGUGAGGACAGGCACGGUGUUCGAGAGGUGCCAUGCCACAGUGAACCCCGCGCCCUUCUACAAGAGGUGCGUGUACCAGGCCUGCAACUACGAGGAGACCUUCCCCCACAUCUGCGCUGCCCUGGGCGACUACGUACACGCCUGCGCCUCACGGGGCGUCCUGCUCUGGGGCUGGAGAAGCAGCGUGGACAACUGCACCGUCCCCUGCACGGGCAACACCACCUUCAGCUACAACAGCCAAGCCUGUGAGCGCACCUGCCUGUCGCUGUCAGACCGUGCCGCCGAGUGCCAUGCCAGCGCGGUGCCCGUGGACGGUUGCAACUGCCCCAAUGGCACCUACCUGAACCACAAGGGCGAGUGUGUGCGCAAGGCCCAGUGCCCGUGCACACUGGAGGGUUACAAAUUCAUCCUGGCCGAGCAGUCCACCAUCGUCAACGGCGUCACCUGCUACUGCAUCAACGGGCGGCUGAGUUGCCCGCAGCGACCACAGAUGUUCCUGGCCACCUGCCAGGCCCCCAAGACCUUCAAGUCCUGCAGCCAGUCCUCCGAGAACAAGUUUGGGGCGGCCUGUGCCCCCACAUGCCAGAUGCUGGCCACUGGUGUUGCCUGCGUGCCCACCAAGUGUGAGCCUGGCUGUGUCUGUGCCGAGGGCCUCUACGAGAAUGCCGACGGGCAGUGUGUGCCCCCUGAGGAGUGCCCGUGUGAGUUCUCGGGGGUCUCCUACCCUGGGGGAGCUGAGCUCCACACCGACUGCAGGACCUGCACCUGCUCCAGGGGGAGGUGGGCCUGCCAGCAGGGCACCCACUGCCCAUCCACCUGCACCCUCUACGGGGAAGGCCACAUCGUCACCUUCGACGGCCAACGCUUCGUAUUCGACGGCAACUGCGAGUACAUCCUGGCCACGGACGGGUGUGGUGCCAAUGAUUCACAGCCCACCUUCAAGAUCCUGACAGAGAACGUCAUCUGUGGGAACUCGGGGGUCACGUGUUCACGCGCCAUCAAGAUCUUCCUGGGGGGCCUGUCCGUGGUGCUGGCAGACAGAAACUACACGGUCACCGGGGAGGAGCCCCACGUGCAGCUCAGUGUGAGGCCGGGCACGCUGAGCCUUGUCGUGGACAUCAGUGUCCCCGGAAGGUACAACCUGACACUCAUCUGGAACAGGCACAUGACCAUCCUCAUCAGGAUCACCCGUGACUCCCAGGAUCCCCUCUGCGGCUUGUGUGGCAACUUCAACGGGAAUAUGAAGGACGACUUUGAGACGCGCAGCAGGUACGUGGCGUCCAGCGAGCUGGAGUUCGUGAACUCGUGGAAGGAGAGCCCGCUGUGCGGGGACGUGAGCUUCGUGGCGGACCCCUGCAGCCUCAAUGCCUUCCGGCGCUCCUGGGCCGAGCGCAAGUGCAGCAUCAUCAACAGCCAGACCUUUGCUGCCUGCCACAGCAAGGUAUACCACCUGCCCUACUACGAGGCCUGCGUGCGCGACGCAUGUGGGUGUGACAGUGGCGGGGACUGUGAGUGUCUGUGUGACGCUGUGGCUGCCUACGCCCAAGCCUGUCUAGACAAGGGUGUGUGUGUGGACUGGAGGACCCCGGACUUCUGCCCCAUCUACUGCGGCUUCUACAACACGCACACGCAGGACAGCCACGGCGAGUACCAGUACACCCAGGAGGCCAACUGCACGUGGCACUACCAGCCCUGCCUCUGCCCAGGCCAACCACAGAGCGUCCCAGGCAGCAACAUCGAAGGCUGCUACAACUGCUCCCAGGAUGAGUACUUCGACCACGAGGAGGGGGUGUGCGUGCCCUGCAUGCCAGCCACCACACCGCAGCCAUCCACCACAGGUGAUUGCACGCACACUACGUGCCAAGGUGACGCGGCCCUUUCCUGGGCUCCCCCUGGCUCCCUGGACAAAUCUGUUGGGUGGGAAGCAGGGAGAGGGCAGGCAGGCAGUGCCUGUGCCCUUCCCAGGUCUAACCUGGCAAUCAGAGCUGGGGGAGGAGCUCAGCCCACAGCCAGGCAGCAGCCUGGUCCCCGUGGCCCUGGCUGGACCCACGGCUGCCCGGCUUCGGCCAAGCAGGCAGUGGGGAGGGUGCUCCCCAAGGAUGUGCCAGUGCCCUGCAGCCCUGAUGGCAUGUCCGUCCACCCAGGCUCACGGCCCACACAAGUCUGGCCCACAACGGGAACCUCCACCACCAUCGGGCUUCUCAGCUCCACCGGACCCUCACCCAGCUCCAAACACACCCCUGCCAGCCCCACCCAGACACCCCUCCUUCCAGCCACGCUCACAUCCUCCAAGCCCACGGCCUCCUCGGGAGAAUCACCUAGACCAACCACAGCCGUCACCCCACAAGCCACAUCAGGGCUGCCUCCCACAGCCACACUGAGAUCGACAGCCACAAAACCCACAGUGACCCAGGCCACAACCAGGGCCACGGCAUCGACUGCCAGCCCAGCCACAACGUCCACAGCUCAGUCCACAACACGGACCACGGUGACACCACCAACACCAGCCACACCAGGGACAAGCCCCACGCUGUCAAAAUCGACAGAUCAGGAACUGCCAGGAACAACGGCCACCCAGACGACAGGCCCACGUCCAACCCCAGCGAGCACCACGGGCCCAACCACCCCACAGCCAGGACAACCCACGAGGCCCACAGCCACAGAGACAACUCAAACAGGAAUGACUACUGAAUACACAACGCCCCAAACCCCACACAUCACACAUUCCCCACCAGUGGGGACUCUCGUUGCUUCCACAGGUCCUACGACUGCAAUAUCCUUCCAGACCACCACUAUCUAUCCAACACCAUCACACCCUCAGACCACACUUCCCACUCACGUGCCGCCUUUCUCCACCUCCUCAGUGACUCCAAAUACUCACACAGUCAUCAUCCCGACCCACGCACAGAUGUCCACUUCUGCCUCUAUCCACUCAACGCCAACAGGCACCAUUCCUCCACAAACAACAGUCAAGUCCACAAGGUCCACCCACACAGCCCCACCAAUGACGGCAACAACCAGUAGGACCAGCCAAGACAGCAGCUCAUUCAGUACAGCCAAAACCUCUACAUCCCUACACUCAUACGCUUCCUCCACACACCAUCCUCAAGUCACCCCAACUUCUACCACCAACAUUACUCCCAAGUCCACCAGUACAGGCACAGGCACCCCUGUGACCCACACCAACUCGGCCACCAGCAGCAGGACACCCAUACCCAUCACAACACACUCCCCACCUAUAGGGAGCACUUCUGUCUCUUCCACAGGUCCUAUGACUGCAACAUCCAUCAAGAUCACCACUACCUAUCCAACCCCAUCACACCCUCAGACCACACUUCCCACUCAUGUUCCAGCUUUCUCCACCUCCUUGGUGACUCCAAGUACUCACACAGUUAUCACUCCUACCCACGCACAGAUGUCCACUUCCUCCUCCAUCCACUCAAAGCCAACGGGCACCAUUACUUCACCAACAACCCUCAUGGCCACAGGGUCCACGCGCACAGCCCCAACAAUGACGGGGACCAUCAGUGGAACCAGUCAAGCCCAGAACUCAAUCAGCACAGCCAAAACCUCUACAUCCCUACACUCACAUGCUUCCUCCACACACCAUCCUGAAAUCACCCUAACUUCUACCACCACUAUUACUCCCAACCCCACCAGUACAGGCACGAGCACCCCUGUGGCCCACACCACCUUGGUCACCAGCAGCAGGCCACCACCACCCUUCACCACACUCUCCCCACCUACAGGGAGUAGUCCCGUCUCUUCCACAGGUCCUAUGACUGCCACAUCCUUCCAGACCACCACUACCUAUCCAACCCCACCACACCCUCAGACCACAUUUCCCACUCACGUUCCACCUUUCUCCACCUCCUUGGUGACUCCAACUACUCACACUGUCAUCAUCCCUACACACUCACAGACGUCCACUUCCACCUCCAUCCACUCAACACCAACAUACAUCAUUCCUUCAUCAACAACAGUCAAGGCUACAGGGUCCACACACACAGCCCCACCAAUGACAGGGACCACCAGUGGGACCAGCCAAGUCCACAGCUCAUUCAGCACAGUCAAAACCUCUACAUCCCUACAUUCACAUGGUUCCUCCACACAUCAUCCAGAAAUCACCCCAACUUCUACCAUCGCAAUUACUCCCAACCCCACUAGUACAGACACCGGAACCCCUGUGGCCCACACCACCUCGGCCACCAGCAGCAGGCCACCACCACCCUUCACCACACACUCCACACCUACAGGGAGCAGUCCCACCACUUCCAAAGGUCCUACGACUACGACAUCUCUCAAGACGACCACUACCUAUCCAACCCCAUCACAACCUCAUACCAUAUUUCCCACUCACAUUCCACCUUUCUCCACCUCCUCGGUGACUCCAAGUACUUACACAGUCAUCACCUCUAUCCACCCACAGAUGUCCACUUCUGCCUCCAUCCACUCAACGCCAACAGGCACCAUUCCUCCACCGACAACGCUCACAACCACAGGGUCCACGCACACAGCUCCACCAAUGACAGUGACCACCAGUGGCACCAGCCAAGUCCACAGCUCAUUCAGCACAGCCAAAACCUCUACAUCCCUCCUCUCACAUGCUUCCUCCACACACCACCCUGAAACCACACCAAAUUCUACCACCAUUAUUCCCAAGUCCACUAGUGCAGGAACUAGCACCCCUGUGGCCCACACCACGUUGACCACCAUCAGUGAGCCACACACACCCUUCACCACACAUUCACCUUCAGGGAGCAGACCCAGCUCUUCCACAGGUCCUACGACUACAACAUCCUUCAAGACCACCUCUACCUAUCCAACCCCAUCACACCCUCAGACCACACUUCCCACUCACGUUCCACCUUUCUCCACCUCCUUGGUGACUCCAACUACUCACACUGUCAUCACCCCUACACACUCACAGACGUCCACUUCCACCUCCAUCCACUCAACACCAACAGGCACCAUUCCUUCAUCAACAACGGUCAAGGCAACAGGGUCCACACACACAGCCCCACCAAUGACAGUGACCACCAGUGUGACCAGCCAAGCCCACAGCUCAUUUAGCACAGCCAAAACCUCUACAUCCCUAUACUCACACACUUCCUCCACACACCAUCCUGAAAUCACCCCAACUUCUACCACCACGAUUACUCCCAAUCCCACCAGUACAGGCACUGGAACCCCUGUGGCCCACACCACCUCGGCCACCAGCAACAGACCACCACCACCCUUCACCACACAUUCCCCACCUACAGGGAGCACUCCCAUCAUUUCCACAGGUCCUAUAACUGUAACAUCCUUCAAGACUACCACUACCUAUCCAACCCCAUCACACCCUCAGACCACACUUCCCACUCACGUUCCACCUUUCUCCACCUCCUCAGUGACUCCAAGUACUCACACAGUCAUCACCCCUACCCACACAGAGAUGUCCACUUCUGCCUAUAUCCACUCAACACCAACAGGCACCAUUCAUCCACAGACAACAGUCAAGGCUACAGGGUCCACCCACACAGCCCCACCAAUGACAGCAACAACCAGUAGGACCAGCCAAGACAGCAGCUCAUUCAGUACAGCCAAAACCUCUACAUCCCUCCACUCACACCCUUCCUCCACACAUCAUCCAGAAAUCACCCCAACUUCUACCACCACAAAUACUCCCAAGUCCACCAGUACAGGCACCAGCACCACUGUGACCUACGCCACUUCGGCCACCAGCAGCAGGACACCCACACCCAUCACCACACACUCCCCACCUACAGGGAGCAGUACCCUCUCUUCCACAGGUCCUAUGACUGCAACAUCCUUCCAGACCACCACUAUCUAUCCAACACCAUCACACCCUCAGACCACACUUCCCACUCACGUUCCACCUUUCUCCACUUCCUCGGUGACUCCAGGUACUCACACAGUCAUCACGCCUACCCACACACAGAUGUUCACUUCCUCCUCCAUCCACUCAACGCCAACAGGCACCAUUCCUCCACCAACAACGGUCAGUGACACAGGGUCCACGCACGCAACCCCACCAAUGACGGGAACCACCAUUCGGACGAGCCAAGCCCACAGCUCAUUUAGCACAGCCAAAACCUCUACAUCCCUUCACUCACAUGUUUCCUCCACACACCAUCCUGAAAUCACCCUAACUUCUACCACCACCAUUAAUUACAAUCCCACCAGUACAGAAACCGGCACCACUGUGAUCCAUAGCCCCUUGACCACCAGCAGCGGGCCACCCAAACCCUUCACCACACAUUCCCCACCUACGGGGAGCAUUCCCAUCUCUUCCACAGGUCCUGUGACUACCACACUCAAGACCACCACUACCUAUCCAACCACUUCACACCCUCAGACCACACUUCCCACUCACAUUCCACCUUCGUCCACCUCACUGGUGAGCCCAAGCACUCACACAGUCAUCACCCCUACCCAUGCACAGGUGUCCACUACCACCUUCAUCCACCCGUCACCAACAGGCACUAUUCCUCCACUAACAACCUUCAGGACCACAGGAUCCACGCACAAAACUCCGCCAAGGACAGUGACCAUCAGUGGGACCAGCCAAGCCCACAGCUCUUUCAGCACAGCGAAAACCUCUACAUCCUUGCACUCACACCCUUCCUCCACACACCAACCAGAAAUCAUCCCAACUUCUACCACCACCAUUACUCCCAAACAAACCAGUACAGGAACCGGCACCCCUGUGGCCAACAUCACCUGGGCCACCAGCAGCAGGCUACCCACAGGCUUCACCACACACUCCCCACCUACAGGGAGCAGUCACAUCUCUUCCACAGGUCCUUUGACUGCAACAUCCUUCCAAACCACCACUACCUAUCCAACCCCAUCACAACCUCACACCACACUUCCCACUCACAUUCCACCUUUCUCCACCUCCUCAGUGACUCCAAGUACUCACACAGUCAUCACCCUGACCCACGCACAGGUGUCCACUUCUGCCUACAUCCACUCAACACCAACAGGCACCAUUCCUCCACCUACAACGGUCAAGGCCACAGGCACAGUGUCCACUCACACAGCACCCCCAAUGACAGCAACCACAAGCGGGACCAGCCAAACCCUGAGCUCAUUCAGCACAGCCAAAACCUCUACAUCCCGACACACACAUGCUUCUUCGACACUCCAUACUGAAGUCACUCCAACUUUUACCACCAUCACCCCCAACCCCACCAGUAGAAUAACCGGCACCCCUGUGGCCCACACCACCUCAGCCACCAGCAGCGAGCCACCUACACCCUUCACCACACACUCCCCAGCUACAGGGAGCAACCCCAUCUCUUCCACAGGUCCCAUGACUGCAACAUCCUUCAAGACGACCACUACCUAUCCAACGACAUCACAACCUCAGACCACACUUUCCACUCAUGUUCCACCUUUAUCCACCUCCUUGGUGACUCCAACUACUCACACUGUCAUCACCCCUACCCACACACAGAUGUCGACUUCCUCCUCCAUCCACUCAGUGCCAAUAGGGACCAUUAAUCCACCAACAACGGUCAAGGUCACAGGGUCCACCCACACAGCCCCACCGACGACAGCAAACACCAGUGGGAGCAGCCAAGCACACAGCUCAUUCAGCACAGCCAAAACCUUUACAUCCAUACAUUCACACACUUCCUCCACACACCAUCCUCAAGUCACCCCAACUUCGACCACCAUCACCCCCAAUCCCACCAGUACAGGAACCGGCACCCCUGUGGCCCACACCACCUCAGCCACCAGCAGCAAGCCACCUACACCCUUCACCACACACUCCCCACCUACAGGGAGCAUUCCUAUCUCUUCCACAGGUCCUAUCACUGCAACAUCUUUCCAGACCACCACUACCUAUCCAACACCAUCACACCCUCAGACCACACUUCCCACUCACGUUCCACCUUUCUCCACCUCCUUGGUGACUCCAACUACUCACACAGUCAUCACCCCUACCCACGCACAGGUGUUCACUUCCUCCUCCAUCCCCUCAGGGCCAACAGGAACCAUUCCUCCAGUGACAACAGUCAAGGCCACAGCAUCCACGCACACAGCCCCACCAAUGACAGCUACCACCAGUGGGACCAGCCAAGCCCCGAACUCAUUCAGCACAGCCAAAACCUCUACAUCUCUACAUUCAGAAACUUCUUCCACACACCAUCCUGAAGUCACCCCAACUUCUACCACCAUCACCCCCAAACCCACCAGUACAGGAACCGGCACCCCUGUGGCCCACACCACCUCGGCCACCAGCAGCAGGCUACCCACACCCUUCACCACACACUCCCCACCUACAGAGAGCACUCCCGUCUCUUCCACAAGUCCUAUGACUGCAACAUCCUUCAAGAUCACCACUACCUAUCCAACACCAUCACACGCUCAGACCACACUUCCAACUCACGUUCCAUCUUUCUCCACCUCCUUGGUGACUCCAAUUACUCACACAGUCACCACCCCUACCGAUGCACAGAGGUCUACUUCUACCUCCAUCCACUCAGCGCCAACAGGCACCAUUACUCCACCAACAACGGUCAAGGCUACAGGGUCCACGCACACAGCCCCACCAAUGACGGUGACCACCAGUAGGACCAGCCAAGCCCCGAGUUCAUUCAGCACAACCAAAACCUCUACAUCCCUACAUUCACACACCUCCUCCACACACCAUCCUGAAGUCACCCCAACUUCUACCACCAUCACCCCCAAACCCACCAGUACAGGAACCGGCACCCCUGUGGCCCACACCACCUCGGCCACCAGCAGCAGGCUACCCACACCCUUCACCACACACUCCCCACCUACAGAGAGCACUCCCGUCUCUUCCACAAGUCCUAUGACUGCAACAUCCUUCAAGAUCACCACUACCUAUCCAACACCAUCACACCCUCAGACCACACUUCCAACUCACGUUCCACUUUUCUCCACCUCCUUGGUGACUCCAACUACUCACACAGUCAUCACCCCUACCGAUGCACAGAGGUCUACUUCUACCUCCAUCCACUCAGCGCCAACAGGCACCAUUACUCCACCAACAACGGUCAAGGCUACAGGGUCCACGCACACAGCCCCACCAAUGACGGUGACCACCAGUAGGACCAGCCAAGCCCCGAGUUCAUUCAGCACAACCAAAACCUCUACAUCCCUACAUUCACACACCUCCUCCACACACCAUCCUGAAGUCACCCCAACUUCUACCACCAUCACCCCCAAACCCACCAGUACAGGAACCGGCACCCCUGUGGCCCACACCACCUCGGCCACCAGCAGCAGGCUACCCACAACCUUCACCACACACUCCCCACCUACAGAGAGCACUCCCGUCUCUUCCACAGGUCCUAUCACUGCAACAUCCUUCCAGACCACCACUACCUAUCCAACACCAUCACACCCUCAGACCACACUUCCCACUCACAUUCCACCUUUCUCCACCUCCUUGGUGACUCCUACUACUCACACAGUCAUCACACCUACCCACACGCAGAUGUCCACUUCCUCCUCCAUCCACUCAGUGCCAAUAGUCACCAUUUCUCCACCGACAACAGUCAAGGUCACAGGGUCCACCCACACAGCCCCACCAAUGACAGCAAACACCAGUGGGACCAGCCAAGCCCUGAGCUCAUUCAGCACAGCCAAAACCUCUACAUCACUACAUUCACACACUUCCUCCACACACCAUCCUCAAGUCACCCCAACUUCGACCACCAUCACCCCCAAUCCCACCAGUACAGGCACCGGCACCCCUGUGGCCCACACCACCUCGGCCACCAGCAGCAGGCUACCCACACCCUUCACCACACACUCCCCACCUACAGAAAGCAGUCCUGUCUCUUCCACAAGUCCUAUCACUGCAACAUCCUUCCAGACCACCACUACCUAUCCAACCCCAUCACACCCUCAGACCACACUUCCCACUCACGUUCCACCUUUCUCCACCUCCUUGGUGACUCCAACUACUCACACAGUCAUCACCCCUACCCACGCACAGGUGUUCACUUCCUCCUCCAUCCCCUCAGGGCCAACAGGAACCAUUCCUCCAGUGACAACAGUCAAGGCCACAGCAUCCACGCACACAGCCCCACCAAUGACAGCUACCACCAGUGGGACCAGCCAAGCCCCGAACUCAUUCAGCACAGCCAAAACCUCCACAUCCCUACAUUCACAAACUUCUUCCACACACCAUCCUGAAGUCACCCCAACUUCUACCACCAUCACCCCCAAACCCACCAGUACAGGAACCGGCACCCCUGUGGCCCACACCACCUCGGCCACCAGCAGCAGGCUACCCACAACCUUCACCACACACUCCUCACCUACAGAGAGCAGUCCUGUCUCUUCCACAGGUCCUAUCACUGCAACAUCCUUCAAGAUCACCACUACCUAUCCAACCCCAUCACACCCUCAGACCACACUUCCCACUCACGUUCCACCUUUCUCCACCUCCUUGGUGACUCCAACUACUCACACUGUCAUCACCCCUACACACGCGCAGAUGUCCACUUCCUCCUCCAUCCACUCAGUGCCAAUAGGCACCAUUCCUCCACCGACAACGGUCAAGGUCACAGGGUCCACCCACACAGCCCCACCAAUGACAGCAAACACCAGUGGGACCAGCCAAGCCCUGAGCUCAUUCAGCACAGCCAAAACCUCUACAUCCCUACAUUCACACACUUCCUCCACACACCAUCCUCAAGUCACCCCAACUUCGACCACCAUCACCCCCAAUCCCACCAGUACAGGCACCGGCACCCCUGUGGCCCACACCACCUCGGCCACCAGCAGCAGGCUACCCACACCCUUCACCACACACUCCCCACCUACAGAAAGCAGUCCUGUCUCUUCCACAAGUCCUAUCACUGCAACAUCCUUCCAGACCACCACUACCUAUCCAACCCCAUCACACCCUCAGACCACACUUCCCACUCACGUUCCACCUUUCUCCACCUCCUUGGUGACUCCAACUACUCACACAGUCAUCACCCCUACCCACGCACAGGUGUUCACUUCCUCCUCCAUCCCCUCAGGGCCAACAGGAACCACUCCUCCAGUGACAACAGUCAAGGCCACAGCAUCCACGCACACAGCCCCACCAAUGACAGCUACCACCAGUGGGACCAGCCAAGCCCCGAACUCAUUCAGCACAGCCAAAACCUCCACAUCCCUACAUUUACAAACUUCUUCCACACACCAUCCUGAAGUCACCCCAACUUCUACCACCACGAUCACCCCCAAACCCACCAGUACAGGAACCGGCACCCCUGUGGCCCACACCACCUCGGCCACCAGCAGCAGGCUACCCACAACCUUCACCACACACUCCUCACCUACAGAGAGCAGUCCUGUCUCUUCCACAGGUCCUAUCACUGCAACAUCCUUCAAGAUCACCACUACCUAUCCAACCCCAUCACACCCUCAGACCACACUUCCAACUCACGUUCCACCUUUCUCCACCUCCUUGGUGACUCCAACUACUCACACAGUCAUCACCCCUACCGAUGCACAGAGGUCUACUUCUACCUCCAUCCACUCAACGCCAACAGGCACCAUUCCUCCACCAACAACGGUCAAGGCCACAGGGUCCACCCACACAGCACUACCAAUGACGGUGACCACCAGUGGGACCAGCCAAGCCCCAAGUUCAUUCAGCACAGCCAAAACUUCUACAUCCCUAUAUUCACACACUUCUUCCACACACCAUCCUGAAGUCACACCAACUUCUACCACCAUCACCCCCAACUCCACCAGUACAGGAACCGGCACCCCCGUGGCCCACACCACCUCGUCCACCAGCAGCAGGCUACCCACAACCUUUACUACAGACUCCCCACCUACAGAGAGCACUCCCGUCUCUUCCACAGGUCCUAUGACUGCAACAUCCUUCCAGACCACCACUACCUAUCCAACACCAUCACACUCUCAGACUACACUUCCUACUCACGUUCCACCUUUCUUCACCUCCUUGGUGACUCCAACUACUCACACAGUCAUCACACCUACCCACGCCCAGAUGUCCACUUCUACCUCCAUCCACUCAACGCCAACAGGCACCAUUCCUCCACCGACAACAGUCAAGGCCACAGGGUCCACCCACACAUCCCCACAAAUAACGGCAACCACCAGUGGGAACAGCCACACCCACAGCUCAUUCAGCACAGCCAAAACCUCUACACCCCUACAUUCACACACCUCCUCCACACACCAUCCUGAAGUCACUCCAACUUCUACUACCAUCACCCCCAAUCCCACCACUACAGGAAUUGGCACUCCUGUGGCCCACACCACCUCAGCCACCAGCAGCAGGCUACCCACACCCUUCACCACACACUCCCCACCUAAAGAAAGUAGUCCCAUCUCUUCCACAAGUCCUAUCACUGCAACAUCCUUCCAGACCACCACUACCUAUCCAACACCAUCACACCCUCAGACCACACUUCUCACUCAUGUUCCACCUUUCUCCACCUCCUUGGUGACUCCAACUACUCACACAGUCAUCACCCCCACCCACGCACAGGUGUUCACUUCCUCCUCCAUCCCCUCAGGGCCAACAGGAACCAUUCCUCCAGUGACAACAGUCAAGGCCACAGCAUCCACGCACACAGCCCCACCAAUGACAGCUACCACCAGUGGGACCAGCCAAGCCCCGAGUUCAUUCAGCACAGCCAAAACCUCUACAUCCCUACAUUCACACACUUCUUCCACACACCAUCCUGAAGUCACACCAACUUCUACCACCAUCACCCCCAACACCACUAGUACAGGAACCAGCACCCCUGUGGCCCACACCACCUCGUCCACCAGCAGCAGGCUACCCACAACCUUCACCACACACUCCCCACCUACAGAGAGCACUCCCAUCUCUUCCACAGGUCCUAUCACUGCAACAUCCUUCCAGACCACCACUACCUAUCCAACACCAUCACACCCUCAGACCACGCUUUUCACUCACAUUCCACCUUUCUCCACCUCCUUGGUGACUCCAACUACUCACACUGUCAUCACCCCUACCCACGCGCAGAUGUCCACUUCCUCCUCCAUCCACUCAGUGCCAAUAGGCACCAUUCCUCCACCGACAACGGUCAAGGUCACAGGGUCCACCCACACAGCCCCACCAAUCACAGCAAACACCAGUGGGACCAGCCAAGCCCUGAGCUCAUUCAGCACAGCCAAAACCUCUACACCCCUACAUUCACACACUUCCUCCACACACCAUCCUGAAGUCACCCUAACUUCUACCAUCAUCGUCCCCAAUCCCACCAGUACAGGAACUGGCACCCCUGUGGCCCACACCACCUCAGUCACCAGCAGCGAGCCACCUACACCCUUCACCACACACUCCCCAGCUACAGGGAGCACUCCCGUCUCUUCCACAGGUACAAUGACUGCAACAUCGUUCAAGACCACAAUUACCUAUCCAACCCCAUCACACCCUCAGACCACACUUCCCACUCACGUUCCACCUUUCUCCACCUCCUUGGUGACUCCAACUACUCACAUAGUCAUCACCCCUACCAACACACAGAUGUCCACUUCUACCUCCAUCCACUCAACGCCAACAGGCACCAUUCCUCCACCGACAACGGUCAAGGCUACAGGGUCCACUCAGACAGCCCCACCAAUGACAGCGACCACCAGUGGGACCAGCCAAGCGCACAGCUCAUUCAGCACAGCCAAAACCUCUACACCCCUACAGUCACACACUUCCUCCACACACCAUCCUGAAGUUACCCCAACUUCUACCACCAUCACCCCCAAACCCACCAGUACAGGAACCGGCAACCCUGUGGUCCACACCACCUCGGCCACCAGCAGCAGGCUACCCACAACCUUCACCACACACUCCCCACCUACAGAGAGUAGUCCCGUCUCUUCCACAGGUCCUAUGACUGCAACAUCCUUCCAGACCACCACUACCUAUCCAACCCCAUCACACCCUCAGACCACACUUCCCACUCACGGUCCAUCUUUCUCCACCUCCUUGGUGACUCCAACUACUCACACUGUCAUCACCCCUACACACGCGCAGAUGUCCACUUCCUCCUCCAUCCACUCAGUGCCAAUAGGCACCAUUCCUCCACCGACAACGGUCAAGGUCACAGGGUCCACCCACACAGCCCCACCAAUCACAGCAAACACCAGUGGGACCAGCCAAGCCCUGAGCUCAUUCAGCACAGCCAAAACCUCUACACCCCUACAUUCACACACUUCCUCCACACACCAUCCUGAAGUCACCCUAACUUCUACCAUCAUCGUCCCCAAUCCCACCAGUACAGGAACUGGCACCCCUGUGGCCCACACCACCUCAGUCACCAGCAGCGAGCCACCUACACCCUUCACCACACACUCCCCAGCUACAGGGAGCACUCCCGUCUCUUCCACAGGUACAAUGACUGCAACAUCGUUCAAGACCACAAUUACCUAUCCAACCCCAUCACACCCUCAGACCACACUUCCCACUCACGUUCCACCUUUCUCCACCUCCUUGGUGACUCCAACUACUCACAUAGUCAUCACCCCUACCCACACACAGAUGUCCACUUCUACCUCCAUCCACUCAACGCCAACAGGCACCAUUCCUCCACCGACAACGGUCAAGGCUACAGGGUCCACUCAGACAGCCCCACCAAUGACAGCGACCACCAGUGGGACCAGCCAAGUGCACAGCUCAUUCAGCACAGCCAAAACCUCUACACCCCUACAGUCACACACUUCCUCCGCACACCAUCCUGAAGUCACCCCAACUUCUACCACCACGAUUACUCCCAAUCCCACCAGUACAGGCACCGGCACCCCUGUGGCCCACACCACCUCGGCCACCAGCAGCAGGCUACCCACAAUCUUCACCACACACUCCCCAGCUACAGGGAGCAGUCCCGUCUCUUCCACAGGUCCUAUGACUGCAACAUCCUUCAAGAUCACCACUACCUAUCCAACACCAUCACACCCUCAGACCACACUUUCCACUUACGUUCCACCUUUCUCCACCUCCUUGGUGACUCCAACUACUCACACAGUCAUCACCCUUACCCACGCACAGAUGUCCACUUCUACCUCCAUCCACUCAACGCCAACAGGCACCAUUUCUCCACCUACAACAGUCAGUGCCACAGGGUCCACCCACACAGCCCCACCAAUAACGGCAACUACCAGUGGGACCAGCCAAGCCCUGAGCUCAUUCAGCACAGCCAAAACCUCUACAUCCCUACAUUCACACACUUCCUCCACACACCAUCCUGAAGUCACCCCAACUUCUACCACCAUCACCCCCAACCCCACCAGUACAGGAACCAGCACCCCUGUGGCCCACACCACCUUGGCCACCAGCAGCAGGCUACCCACAACCUUCACCACACACUCCCCACCUACAGAGAGUAGUCCCGUCUCUUCCACAGGUCCUAUCACUGCAACAUCCUUCAAGACCACCACUACCUAUCCAACCCCAUCACACCCUCAGACCACACUUCCCACUCACGUUCCACCUUUCUCCACCUCCUUGGUGACUCCAACUACUCACACAGUCAUCACACCUACCCAAACACAGGUGUCCACUUCUGCCUCCAUCCAUUCAAUGCCAACAGGCACCAUUUCUCCACCUACAACAGUCAAUGCCACAGGGUCCACCCACACAGCCCCACCAAUGACGGCAACCACCAGUGGGACCAGCCAAGCCCUGAGCUCAUUCAGCACAGCCAAAACCUCUACAUCCCUACAUUCACACUCUUCCUCCACACACCAUCCUGAAGUCACCCCAACUUCUACCACCAUCACCCCCAACCCCACCACUACAGGAACCGGCACCCCUGUGGUCCACACCACCUUGGCCACCAGCAGCAGGCUACCCACACCCUUCACCACACACUCCCCACCUACAGGGAGCAGUCCCGUCUCUUCCACAGGUCCUACGACUGCAACAUCCUUCAAGAUCACCACUACCUAUCCAACCCCAUCACACCCUCAGACCACACUUCCCACUCACGUUCCACCUUUCUCCACCUCCUUGGUGACUCCAACUACUCACAUAGUCAUCACCCCUAUCCUCCCAGAGAUGUCCACUUUCUCCUCCAUCCCUACAAUGCCAACAGGCACCAUUUCUCCACCGACAACGGUCAAGGCCACAGGGUCCACCCACACAGCCCCAUCAAUGACAGUGACUACCAGUGGGACCAGCCAAGCCCACAGCUCAUUCAGCACAACCACAGCCUCUUCUUCCUUCAUAUCCUCCUCCUCGUGGCGGCCUCCGAACUCUAGCUCAAGGCCACCGUCACCACCUUCUGCCACCACACAACUCCCCCACUUCAGUUCUGCAACCACUCCUGUUUCUACAACUAAUCAGCUGUCCUCCUCAUUUUCUCCCACUCCUUCUGCCCAGUCUUCUGUUUCUUCUCAUGUACCUUCCUCCCACUCCUCUCCCCAGACUUCAUCUUCAGCUGGUACAUCUUCCUCUGUCGUGUCCACCUCCGUGCACUCCACAACCCUGAGCUCGAGCUCACACUCCUCGUUCUUCACUCAUCCCACAACUGCGUCAGGGUCUGCAUCUCCUCUUUUUCCUUCUUCUCCAGCUGCCUCUACCACCAUUAGGGCCUCUCUCCCCCACACUAUCUCCUCUCCUUUCACCUCCUCUGCUCUACUCCCCAUAUCCACUCUUACUGUGUCUCCCACCCCAUCCAGUCACCAAGCCUCCAGCUCCGCUGCAUUUCCGUCCACGCCCAGGACCACGGCCAGCACCCACACCACCCCUGCCUUCUCCUCUCAGUCCACCACCUCGCGGUCCACUUCUCUCACCACCCGAGUUCCCACGUCAGGCUUUGUGUCACUCACCUCGGGGGUGACGGGUAUCCCUAGCUCUCCACUCACCAACCUUACCACCAGGCACCCUGGUCCCACCUCACUGCCUACCACGCAGUUCCUGACCAGCUCCCUCACUGCGCAUGGAAGCGCCCCUGCUUCUGCCCCGGUAUCUUCUCUCGGGACACCUACACCCACCUCACCUGGUCCUGGGUCCGGCCAGCCAGAGAUACCCAUGCCCACAGGGGUCUGCAGCGUGCAGGAGCAGCAGGAGGAGAUCACGUUCAAGGGAUGCACGGCGAACGUGACGGUAACCCGCUGUGAGGGCACCUGCAUUUCUGCCGCCAGUUACAACACCAUCACCCAGCAGGUGGACGCCCACUGCGGCUGCUGCCGCCCCCUCCACUCCUAUGAGCAGCAGGUGGAGCUGCCCUGCCCAGACCCCAGCGCGCCUGGCCGGCAGCUCGUACUCACCCUGCAGGUGUUCAGCCGCUGCGAGUGCAGCUCUGUGGCCUGUGGAGCCUAGCAGGGUCGCUGCCCGCUCUCCUGGGGCUGAAGGACUGCAGAUGACCGACAGGACAAACACCCGCCGGCCCCCCUCCCACUUGUGCCGGCAGCUGCUUUCCUGGUCACCAGGCCUGGUCCGCAAGUGCCCCCAGCUGUGGCUCACCUGGGGCACCGGUGGGAGAGGGGCUGCCAAGCAGAGGCCCAGACCACCACACCCCUGCAGACCCUGAGCCAGCAGAGAGGGACUGAGGCGGGCAGUGGCCACGCACCCUCCCAGGCACACAGGGCACUCCCGACCACCUGUCUGCCAUCCAACACCUCCCAGCCCUUGAACUUGGCCCCAGCCCUGCUGCGCCCAGAACCCUGCAGAUGAGGCCAGAGCAGGCGCUGGACCAGACCCGUCAGGACCUGUGCGGAGAUGGGGGCAAGAGGCCCAGGCAGCCACCGACACAGAGAAGAGGAGCUCCCCAGAGUCAGGGAGGGCAGAGGGUGGCAGCGAGGGCAGGGCAGCCACCCCUGCUCCCAGCCAGGCAGAAGGCCCCGGCCAGCACCACACCUGUCCCCAGCAGCUUGUCCUCGGGAGAGGGCGUCACCCGGCCAGAGACUCCAAAUAAACUGGUUCUUGUCAAGGCACA